This is a messenger RNA of Hippopotamus amphibius kiboko, 1890 nucleotides long. RefSeq names its product ubiquitin conjugating enzyme E2 D2 (gene UBE2D2). The record is from RefSeq and is a predicted model, not a curated record. Gene Ontology annotation, cellular component: nucleus. The transcript has 7 exons. Lineage: Eukaryota; Metazoa; Chordata; Mammalia; Artiodactyla; Hippopotamidae. The coding region runs from base 562 to 1005 and encodes 147 amino acids. Gene Ontology annotation, biological process: ubiquitin-dependent protein catabolic process; protein K48-linked ubiquitination. Gene Ontology annotation, molecular function: ubiquitin conjugating enzyme activity.
AAAGUACUCACGGGGCGGCCCGUAUCCCUCCGCCGCCGGCGCGGCUCAGCCCUCCCUGCCCUGGCCCGCCAAUCCCCGCUCUCCCGACCUGCCCCUCGGCCUAGGCCCACCCCGCGCUCCGGCUGCCCCACCCCGGCGGCGCCGCCCGCCCGCGCGUCCCUCGGUCCACCUGCAGCAGGCAGUCCCUCCGGCUGUCCGACCCAGAGGCUCCGGCCGAGCCCGAGGCCUGGGCUCUUGCUCCCCGGCGGAGGGAUCCGCGGCGACUGAGGAGGCGGCGCUGAGCUUAGAAGGAAGAGGCAGCUACCGCGGUGGCGGCGGCCGCGGCUCGGGCAGUAGCGCAUAAAGGGGCCGCCGCCGGGUGAUGCGGUGACCGCUGCGGCAGACUCAGGAGCCGAGUGGGCCCUGGCCCUCAGUCCGUCCCGCCGGACCCGCGCUCCGGAACUCCCCAUCUUCUCCGGCCGACCCUCGAGCACCGAGGCGGCCUCGCGCCCCCUCGCCCCUUCCCCGUCCCUCCCCUGCCCCCGUCCCCGCCCCGGGGGCCGCCGCCACCCGCCUCCCACGAUGGCUCUGAAGAGAAUCCACAAGGAAUUGAACGACCUGGCACGGGACCCCCCAGCACAGUGUUCAGCAGGUCCCGUUGGAGAUGAUAUGUUCCAUUGGCAAGCUACAAUAAUGGGGCCAAAUGACAGUCCCUAUCAGGGUGGAGUAUUUUUCUUGACAAUUCAUUUCCCAACAGAUUACCCCUUCAAACCACCUAAGGUUGCAUUUACAACAAGAAUUUAUCAUCCAAAUAUUAACAGUAAUGGCAGCAUUUGUCUUGAUAUUCUACGGUCACAGUGGUCUCCAGCACUAACUAUUUCAAAAGUACUUUUGUCCAUCUGUUCUCUGUUGUGUGAUCCCAAUCCAGAUGAUCCUUUAGUGCCUGAGAUUGCUCGGAUCUACAAAACAGAUAGAGAAAAGUACAACAGAAUAGCUCGGGAAUGGACUCAGAAGUAUGCGAUGUAAUUAAAGAAAUUAUUGGAUAACCUCUACAAAUAAAGAUAGGGGAACUCUGAAAGAGAAAGUCCUUUUGAUUUCCAUUUGACUGCUUUCUAUGAGCCCACGCCUCAUCUUCCCCUGUGCACAUGUUUACCUGAUACAGCAGUGCUACGUGUUGUACAUACUUGGAACAACAAACUAGAAAUACUGUACUUCUGUACCAACAUUGCCUCCUAGCAGAGAAGUGUGUGUGUGACAAGCCAGUUCUCCAGGCAUAACCUAGGUGUGAAACUAAAAGCUUUCCUUAUUGACUUAAAUUUGGAUGACAGCAGAGUGAGGGGUGGUGGGUAUGGUGUGUGCUUGGAUGGGGAAGAAAAGCUCCACUGACCUGUAGGAGAUUGUUUUUUAAGUGAAAUCCUAUUAAACUCAAAACAGUUAUGAAAAGCAAGGUGAAGAACGUGAAGCUGUUUCUGUUUUCAUUUUAUUCCGAAGGACUUACGUCUUAGGUGAAAGUUAUAACCAAUCAGAUUAAACUCUACCCACAUCCUGUAUUUUAAGGUCUAAGUUUAACUGGUCAACAUUUAAAUGGAUUGGAGCUAUUAGUAAGUAAAGUGUGAUGGGCUUUGUUCCCAGCUCUUUUACACCUCCCCACCCUUCAACCUUCAUCCUUCAGCCCCUCUUUCUCUCUUCCAUAUUCUUUGGUUUGUAUGUGGUUUCUCAUUUAAUACAUAGCUAAUAGCUCUUAUUUUUCUUAUGUUUUUAACUGCUUAGGUCUAUCUGGAUGUAAGGGUGAAAAUUCAUUUGAUGGAAAUACUUGUGUAUAUUUAAAGACCCAAUUGCUCCUCUGGAGCUUGUACGUUCAAGAAUGAUUAAUCUGUGUAAUAAACUGGUUACUACAGUCAUUACAUAUAA